AUGAUUUCUCUUGCCAAACUUAAUGUCAGAAAAGGUGGAUUUCUUGUGAAAAAUGAAGUCAAAAUUGUUGUGGAGGUUGAUGUUCUUCAAGUUAUUGGCAACUUAGAUGUUUCUGAGGUGUCUAGUCAUUUGCACAAGGAAACUUCAUCAGUCGAUGUCAAUGGGUUUCUAGUUCUUCCUUCACAAGUGGAAUCUGCGAAACUUAUAUUCGAAAGACACUCAGACAUGGCACUGGAGUUCCGAGCAAAGAACCAAUAUGUGAGGACAUCAUGUAUGAAUGUACUCCUCAGCCUAAUCGAUACACUGUGCCAGUCACUGCAAGAUUUUUCCAUUGAUGACCUCGGCCAAGCAGAGAGAGCACUAACAUACCUGAAAGAUUCAGACUUUAAGGUGGAUUGGUUGGAGCGUAAACUGGAAGAAGUAAAGGAAAAGAAGAUAGAAGAGCAGAUUGGUAAGACUCGGAUGCAAGAAUUAGAGGAAGAGUUUGAGUCUAGAGAACUUGCUAGGAUUUUGUUAGUUGCCUCAUUCUUGAUGACUAUGCAAACAGAUUAUUGUCAGCAAAGGUUAAGCUACAAGGAAAAACUCUCUUGUCAUGGGUUAGAAGAAAUGCUACUCCUUUCCGAACUUAAUGCCAAAGAAGGUGGAUUUCUUGUGAACAAUGAAGUCAAGAUUAUUGCAGAGGUAGAUGUUCUUCAGGUUAUUGGCAAAUUAGAUGUUUCUGAAAAUACUCAACCUCGAAAAGGAUAA
Arabidopsis thaliana (thale cress) is the source of this 747-nucleotide messenger RNA. RefSeq names its product TRAF-like superfamily protein. The transcript has 4 exons. NCBI's taxonomy places the organism in Eukaryota, Viridiplantae, Streptophyta, Magnoliopsida, Brassicales, Brassicaceae. Bases 1 to 747 code for a protein of 248 amino acids. The record is from RefSeq and is marked reviewed.